UUGGGAAAGAUCACUGCUCUUGAAGAACAGUUGUCUGCUCAUCUGUCAAAGUGUACACCUUGUUCACCGUGUACACAACGAUCUAUAGGCUGUCAGAUAUCGCCAAAAUCGAAACCUUCAGUUACUCUGAGAUCAAGUCGAAAUCAUUCAGUCACUUUAUCGCCUGACAUGAAUGAUGUCUCUUCUUCUUCUUCUUCAAGAAGUAGUGUCAGCAAAUCCUUUAAUGGCACAAUACAAUGGCUUCAAACAGCAUCCAAUUCAGUGGACAAGGAUACACCAAAAAUUUCUAACAAACUGGAGAUUAAUAAAUGUCAGGCUGUCAACUCGCUUUCCUCUCAAAGGUAA
This is a messenger RNA of Trichobilharzia regenti, 345 nucleotides long. The record is from the annotation of a GenBank genome assembly. NCBI's taxonomy places the organism in Eukaryota, Metazoa, Platyhelminthes, Trematoda, Strigeidida, Schistosomatidae.